Drosophila montana is the source of this 1403-nucleotide messenger RNA. RefSeq lists its product as uncharacterized. The transcript is spliced from 2 exons. Bases 585 to 1334 code for a protein of 249 amino acids. NCBI's taxonomy places the organism in Eukaryota, Metazoa, Arthropoda, Insecta, Diptera, Drosophilidae. The record is from RefSeq and is a predicted model, not a curated record.
UGAAUUAUAAAUCUGUUUAAGUAUUAAAAGAAAAAUCGAGAAUGGCGACAAUUUGUUGCCCGUUAAAGAAAAAUUCGUUUGAUAUUCCAUUCCCUAUUCUGCAUUUCGAAAUAGAGCCCGUCUUGAGCAUACUUUCUGAAUUUUCUUAAAAAGAAAAACUUUUGUAAGCGUAGGCUUGCCACAUACAUUCUACUUGUAUGAAAAAACGCCAUGAGAUUCAGUUGCUCUUGAAGAUAUAGCGUUAAAUUGCGUGGAAAAUUUAUGCGCUGUGCCUGCUUUUCCUUGCCCCCCCCCCGGCCGCCCGCUUCUUCGCCACCCACUGGGCUAAGUUUUCCUUUGAGCGCCCGACUACUUUUACGGCGCAUUUCAUUUUUAUUUUUCACUCUGAAAAUUGACUUAGCAAACUACUUGAAAUGUAAAAAUGUUCGAGCGGCAACUGGAAAGGAAAACUUGCAGCAACUUUGAACGCCCACUUCAUCGCAAGCCCAGCAACGGCAGCGGGCACACCUCUUCAGGAGCUGAGCCCCAAGCGCUUGCGCAAUCGCCACACGCAUCAGAAACGCCUUAGCGGCAAUCUGGACCAGAUGGAGGAUAUGGGCGAUGUGUCUGGUGGCUGUUCCAGUAAUACAGCGGGCAGCGGUUGCAACGAAGCUGGCGGCGACCUAAACAGCAUGAAAUGCGACUCCAAUACCGAAAGGUUUUUUGGCCGCGCCAGUCCCAAGCAGACCGCCACGAACAUAGCCCAAAAGGCCGCACACGAGGCGGAGCAGGCCUACGGCACACAGCAGUCCGCCGCGGCGGAGGUGGCGCACUUGGUCAAGAAACAGCUGGCGGAUAGGGCAUAUGCCGCUGCCAAAGCGGCCGAAGCGGCGCUUUCGGGCAAGCAACAGAUUGUGGAGCAGCUGGAGGCGGAGGUAAUCGAUGCGGAGUCGGUCAUGCAGCAGGCGACAGACUCAAUUGCUAGCUCUCAGAAUAAUCUGAAUGCCGCGCAAAAUUCGGCCAGAAAGGCGCAUCAGCUAUUUCUGGCCUUGGAGGCGAUCAUGAAGCUUGCCAAGGAGAAUCUGUGUCAAGCCAAAAACGCGGCCAACGGUGCCCAGCAGGAGCUCGAUGAUAAGGCGAGGCUCAUGGAAACGGCGCAGAGUCGCAUCGAAAUGCUCAAGAAGCGGCUCUGCGAAUCGCACAGAGAUCUGCAAAAUAUCAAAAAGUCUGCCUACAAAGCGGUCUGUGCCGCUGCCGAGGCACGCAAAAAGGCCUCCAGAGAACGGCGUACGGCAACCCGAAAGAGGCGCAAAAAACGUCGAAUAAAACAUGAAGAGGCAGUUGCAUCUCAGUGAAAGCAGUUGUUUUUAUUUCUAUUUUCUAAUGACACGCGUCUUAAAUAAAAUACUAAUAAUUCCCUCAAA